AGUUUUCUUUUUACUUUUCAAUUUAAAAUUUACAACGAACGCGCCUAACAAAUUAAUUAUUUUCGGAUUUUGGUUCAACAGGCGAAACUCUUUUAGAGAAUCAAUUAUUUUUAGAAUUCAAUCAAAAAAGAUAAUUCACAUGAACCUUGUAUAUUGUUCGCCAGUAUUUGCUAAAUUUCACCACUGACAUGUAAAUUUCUACACCAACAAAGCAAAUGCAACAGAUCAGCUAAGCAGAUAUCACUUAUUUUUCAUUGUUUGACUGCAGAAGUUGGAACAAAUUUAAAGGAGUCCAAGAGAAGCAGUUAAUUACAAAUUGUUAGAAGACACAAUUAUGCGUCUCUUCAAAACACGCAAAUCCAUUGAUACAUAUAGCACUACUUCAUCUCCGCACCAUUCACAGCAUAUUAACAAUUCAGCAGUGGCAACAUGUACUUCAAAAUUUACCAAAACGAUAGCAGGCAGUUCAGCAAUUUCUUCUUCACUGCCUGAUCUGCAUGACUCACCCGUCAUGAUACUCAGCUGCACAAAUCUAAGCACAAGUGGUCUUACGCCUCCACGUGCGCCAUCCGUAGCCAGCACCGUGAAUAGCAGUAACAGUGGCGCCUCAUCACAUACACACUCACCACUGCAUUUAACGCCAGCGCAUAAUGCAAGUGGACGUCAAACACCCUCGGCAUUGUCAGUGGCAUCACUCAAUGAUGCCACCUUACAACGUCAUGCGGCAUUGCCUACACACUUUCACAACAACAAAUGCAACAACACAUUAUACGUGAAUUAUGGUGGCAGCAGCAAUAAUAUAGCUGUCACUCAGCCGUACUAUCAGAAAUUCGGUAAUCAAAGUAUGGGUCAACAACGCAAUGCGUCAUCUUCAAGCAGUUGCAUAUAUGAAAAGAGUAAGAAUGGUGGCAUUUCUCUGACGCCAAAUGGUAAUGUGAGCAAUAAGGUCUGUAAUGGUGGCUCAACGAUAUCUUUAAUGGCACCAAAUGGUCAUUUACCAGAUUAUAAAUUAGUUACAGCAGUGCCGGUUGUCAUUUUAGAUGAGGACCAAAAGCAAAUAACGCCCACGCACACUACAUCUACAGCGACAACUCCAGUUGCAAAUGCAACAACAAUUGCACAGUUAACGACAGCAGCAAAUUCUACAACACGUAAUGUUUUUACUUGGGGUAAACGUAUGAGUCGAAAGCUUGAUUUACUUAAACGCAGCGACACCACCUCAACUCACAAAUCUCAUACGGACUUACGCAGCUUAUUUCAUUCUCCAACUCAUAACAACAACAAUAAUUCAAGCACUGCAAAAGACAACUAUCAGCCAAAUACCUUGAAGAAAUGUAAAUCUGGUCCAAUAGAAACAAUCAAGCAACAACAAAAAAACCAGCAGCAGCAGCAGCAACAUCAACAACAACAAAAUUCUAGCAAACAUGAAGCGACUUCAAGCCAAAGCAAAACCCAAACUAGCACUAGUUUGCAAAACACCCCCACCCAUACGACACAAAACACACAGCAACGUUCACAAAAGGCUUUGAAAAACUUUUUCCAUCGAAUUGGUUCAACUGGUAUGCUUAAUCAUAAAUCACAUAAUCUGGUCAAAGCAUCUGAGAAUCAAUCCACAACAACAACUCUAUACCGCAGCAGUUCAACAAGUCAGUUGACCAGUUGUUCCUAUGUCAAAUGCGAUGACCCUACAGAGGGUCUAAAUUUAGCUACUGGUAGGCAGGGAAAACUACAAAAGAGCACUACUAUAGCCGCCACAAGUCUCAAAUCAAGUAGUUGCGAUGAUAUUGCCAAAGUUGGUACAACUAUCACCUCACCCAAUGGUGAACACUCCUCAAAUGAUGUUCUUGCUACAAAUGAACAAUCUAAUCGACGUGGUGCGUUUCCAUAUGCAUUUUUACGUUCACGCCUGUCAGUCUUGCCUGAAGAAAAUGGAGGUUCUGUCAUGAAGCAGCCAUCAUUGUCAAGUUUACAUACAAUUGGUGGCAUAGAAUUGUCAUCGACUCAUCUUAAUCACCCUCAUCAUCAUCAACAGUACCUACAAGUACAACAUUCCCCUUUGCCAAAGCAUCGCAACUCAACAAUAUUGCCGGCCGGUGAUGCAGACUGUGUUUCCGACACAAUCUCAUUAGCGAGCACUUCUCCAAAUCAUAACCAGAAGAUGAUUUAUCGGAAUGGUGUAUUAAUUAAACGCUAUUCUUCGGAUGACAGUGCAAUAAGCAAUUGUUCCCCACAACAAAGUAGUACUGGCAAUGGUACCAAUGGUGACACAAUAGUUUCGCGAAAUAACAGCAUCUCAUCUAAGGACUGGGAACCACUUUACCAAAGAUUAAGUAGUUGUCUAAGUUCAAACGAAUCGGGCUACGAUAGCGAUGGUUGUGGUGGUGUCGGCCGUCAUGGCAGUAAUAGUCUUAGUGUCUCCGGGUGUGACACAGAAUCUAUUGCUUCGGGCACUCUUAAACGAAACUCAUUAAUAUCAUUGACAUCUUCGGAGGGCGUUGGUGGUGGUAUAGUAAUUGGUGGAAGUAUGCGUAGCGGCAGUGUAUGCAGUGGUCCUGUUUCUUUAGGAGGCUAUAACUACGAUUAUGAAACCGAAACCAUACGUAGACGAUUUAGGCAAAUCAAAUUGGAGCGUAAAUGCCAAGAGGACUUCAUAGGCUUAGUUUUAUCACCAAAGACAGUUAUGACAUCAACCAAUGAACAACAAUAUCGAUAUUUGAUUGUAGAGUUUGACCCUUAUGGUAUGGCCCAAAAGGAUGGCCGCCUACGUCUAGGUGAUGAAAUUGUUAAUGUAAAUGGAAAGCACCUGCGUGGCAUACAGUCGUUUCAGGAAGUCCAAAGACUACUUUCUAUAUUUGUAGAUAAUUCUAUCGAUUUAGUAAUUGCACAUGAUGAGAUCACAACAGUUACCGAUUUCUAUACAAAGAUUAAGAUCGAUAGUUCGACUUUGAAUCUUCAACAACAAUACAGCUCAAUGCAAAGUUUAACCGGAGAGCAAAACAGUCGGAAAAGUUCAAAUACAUCUUUACCCCCAAAUGAAUAUUUAGCACGUGCCCGCAAACGUUUGAGUUACACCCAACGCACCCAAAGUACAGACAGCAUCAACAGUUAUGAUCUGCAUAGUCUGCAACUUGCUCUGGAAGAUGAUGCAGCAGAUGCAGACAACGAUGCCGAUACACGUUCUAUGCAUUCCAUGAGCAUUAUGCCCACACCUAUGCCAUUAAUGCAACACAGGCGAUGCUCAACGCCUAGACAUUCCAUGGAUGUAGCCGGUAGUUCGGGUCCUGAAUUCGAAUAUACCAGACGCCGUGCACGUUCUGCUACAGGUCAGCGCAAUUUGGAACUAACUCCCUUAUAUAAUAUAUCUACAGAGUAUAUACCAGUGUACGCAAACCGUGCUAGCGUAACGUUUUCGACGCCACCACCAACUUCGACGAUAAGUGACGACGAAAAGUGGCAGCUGUUGCACCGUAAGCGCUGUUCCGAAGGUUCAGCACUUAUGCGUGUGCAGCAAUCGGAAUUGAGUUGUGCUGGACGUGCGGCCGGAAGUCGUAGCGCAUCACUAACGCUUGGUGGCACACCUGAAAAUAAAUGUAAUAUAAUUAAUAAUAUAGACGUGGUUGAUGGUGUACAACAACAACAACAACAACAAAAACAACCACAGUCCUGCUUCCCCCCACGUACGCACUACACACGAAAUUCCAUAAAUCUCUCCAACUCACAUUAUCGUUCGUUGCGUUUCGCACACUCGCGUUUAAGUUCCUCCCGCUUAAGUUUAUUUAUGCAGCCACUUUCUGUGGCUCACCAGGAUGGCAGUGAAAAUACUAAUGGCACUAAUGUGGAUUCUAACAACCAAUUAACCCAUCAACACAAUAAUAAUGUCAAAGCUACUACUAAUGAAACUUCUAAUUUAGUGAAUAGUACAAAUAUCAACAACACAACAGCUGCAACAAUUACAAAUUGUAGCAACAAAUACCAACAACAACAAGAACAAAAUUCAACAAUUGUUGCUAACACUGAUCUCAACAAUAAGACUAACAAUAAAACUCAAAUACAAAAACCUAACCUCACUUUUCACCAACUUCAUCAACAACAUUUAACCAUUCCCACUUCAUUACCAAAAACAACAACAACAUUAUCAUCAUCUGCAACUGCAACUUCGUUAUUACAGCAACAUCGUCCUUCGCUGCCCGUUACAAAGUUGACUAUUCGCGAUGAAGAAAUGGCAGAAGUUAUUCGAGCUUCUAUGAGUGAUGGCACUCAACGUUCGAUACCAAAAACAAUAACAUUCUUCAAAGGACCUGGAAUGAAAUCCUUAGGUUUCAGCAUUGUUGGUGGUCGUGAUUCACCCAAGGGUAAUAUGGGUAUUUUUGUAAAAACUGUAUUUCCAUCUGGGCAGGCGGCAGAUGAUGGGACACUUCAAGCGGGUGAUGAAAUUGUCGAAAUUAAUGGAAAUUCUGUUCAAGGUAUGAGUCAUGCUGAAACAAUUGGGCUGUUCAAGAAUGUUCGUGAAGGUGCUAUUGUUCUAAAGGUCUUAAGACGGAAAUUACAAAAAGCUAAAUCAAUGGGAACAUAACUAUACCGAAAAUCGGAUGGAAAGCUUACGUUUUAGCAAGAGCCAAAUAUAAUAAAGCAACUUGUAAGGAUAUACGAUCCGGAAAACUUUAUUAAUUACAUGUAUGGUGUACAUUCCAACUAAAUUUUAAUUAGCAGGGGCUAAGUUA
This is a messenger RNA of Teleopsis dalmanni, 4721 nucleotides long. RefSeq names its product serine-rich adhesin for platelets. Gene Ontology annotation, molecular function: protein binding. The coding region runs from base 335 to 4573 and encodes 1412 amino acids. The transcript is spliced from 10 exons. Lineage: Eukaryota; Metazoa; Arthropoda; Insecta; Diptera; Diopsidae. The record is from RefSeq and is a predicted model, not a curated record.